This is a messenger RNA of Bipolaris victoriae FI3, 378 nucleotides long. RefSeq lists its product as hypothetical. The coding region runs from base 1 to 378 and encodes 125 amino acids. NCBI's taxonomy places the organism in Eukaryota, Fungi, Ascomycota, Dothideomycetes, Pleosporales, Pleosporaceae. The record is from RefSeq and is a predicted model, not a curated record. The transcript is spliced from 2 exons.
AUGAUUCGACCGUAUCGACGCAGCGAAUUAUCAACAGACUCAGACUCAGACCCCGACUCAGACUCAGACUCAGACGACAACAGUCAUCGAGGUACCGCAAGCCACCGCGGCCAGGAACUGAAGCGUGAAAUGUACUACUGUCAAAAGUGCAUCGACACGAAGUUUGAUAAGAAAUGCUACUAUGAGCUUCUCAAUGACACUCUCAAUUGGAGAGUAUGCAAGAAGGGUCAUGAUUUCUUACACAUCCCGGAGUGGAACCCUGAAGCCGUUGCGCAUCAUACCCAGGAUCAGAUACAGGUCGGCAAGGAACUCAUAACGAUCAAGGAAUGGGUCUCAAGGCUCAAGCACGAGUACUGCCCAGGCGUAGAUCUAACCUAA